Molecule: messenger RNA, 917 nt
Organism: Aaosphaeria arxii CBS 175.79
Lineage: Eukaryota; Fungi; Ascomycota; Dothideomycetes; Pleosporales
Exons: 4
Coding region: 16-654 (212 amino acids)
Biological process (GO): ribosomal large subunit biogenesis
Cellular component (GO): nucleolus
Source: RefSeq, a predicted model, not a curated record
UAGGACUCCGGCGCCAUGAGAAUCGAGACUUGCUACUUCUGUUCGGCUCCGGUCUACCCUUCAAAGGGCAUCACUUUCGUGAGAAACGAUGCUCGGGCCUUCAGGUUUUGCAAAAGCAAAUGCCACAAGAACUUUAAAAUGAAGCGCAACCCGCGCAAACUCGGAUGGACCAAGGCGUUCCGCAAGGCGCAUGGCAAGGAAAUGACCGUUGACAGCACAUUGGCCUUCUCUCAACGCCGCAACGUUCCCGUCAGGUACAACCGCGAGCAUAUCCAGACUACACUCAAGGCCAUGGCGCGUGUUUCGGAGAUUCGGUCUCGUCGCGAGCGUGCCUUCUACAAGGCCCGCAUGCGCGGUAACAAGCAACGACAACUUGAGGAGGACCGCAAACUUGUCGAGGAGAACCAGCACUUGCUGCCGCCCAACCUGCGUACCGAGAAGCCUAUUCUCGGCGUCGAAGAGGACACCAUGGAGGUUGACGUCCAGAAGGUCAAGGAGAGGGUUGAGAAGAGGAGGAAGGAGCUCGAGGCUAUGGGUGUCGAGGACAGCGAGCUCGAGAGUGACAUGGAAGAGGAGUUACCGAAGAUGAAGAGCAAGAAGAAGCUGCGGAUGAAGGUCGGUGGUGGCAUCGAGCGGAUGGAUAUCGAUGCUUAGGUGGCUUCAUUGGUUUAAAAAGAGUCAUAGACGGCCCAAUCUCUUCCCAAGAUCAUGGAGUGUCAUAUCAAGAACAUGUCUCCUAGAGCAGAGCAUAUUCAGCCCCUAGCGCGGCAAUCACUAUGUUGAGCUGGAUAAACGAGCAGGGCCCGGAGUCAGGCGUCAACAGGUUUCGCAGGCAUAAGAAGGUUACGAUUUCUGAUACCUUUUUUCUUAGCAUUUCUAAAUCAUAAAAGCCAUCAAUAUUCAAUCUUCGAUUUUAC